Messenger RNA from Phasianus colchicus (ring-necked pheasant), 1483 nucleotides. RefSeq lists its product as uncharacterized. Lineage: Eukaryota; Metazoa; Chordata; Aves; Galliformes; Phasianidae. The record is from RefSeq and is a predicted model, not a curated record.
CAGCACUGGGGUUUGCAGAGUGAUUUUGGGUCACUCUGUCUGAACGCCGUGCUCUGAUGAACAUCAGGCAUGGGGAGGAGCUGGUUGGUUGGGGCUGCAGGAAUCUUGCUGCUGUUGGGCUGCCUUGAAGCCUUGAAGACCAUCUCAUACUCAUCCCUUCUGCCCCACACAGGUGCUGGUGGGAUGGAGCCAGAGACCUGCAGCCCCUUAGGUGAUUUCCCCCCACCAGCUCUCCUACCAAACAUCUCUUCGGCUCAGGAAGGCAAUUUGGUUCUGGCCCGUUGCCUGGUUUUCUCCCAUCUCCCCGUCACCCACAUCUUCUUCUGCAAGAACGGGGUGGUGGUGGAGAACCACCCCGUGGGUCCCCAGCAGUUCACUGCCACGCUCACCAUCCAGCUUUCUGCAGAGAGCAGCGGGACCUACUGCUGUGGGUACCGACGGCGGAGCAACGUCGGGCACAUCAAGAUCUCAAGUUUGAGCAUCCCGUGGCUCCUGACCACCAGAGGUAGGAAGGGUGAGCUGAGGAACACCACCACCACCACCACAGAGAUGCCAGCUGAAGGGCUGGGAAUCUCACUCAGCCUGGCCCUUGUGGUCAUCUCCCUCCUGGUUCUGGCUUUGAGCAUCCACCUCUUCCUGCAGACAGGAAAGCGAGUCCAGCUGGCCAGCUUGAAGCAUUGCAUUCAUCCCCCAGUGGAAGAUCCCAGCAUUUCACAAAGGAAAAGUCCUCCAGGAUCUCUUGCAUCUGGAUGACUUCUUGUUGGACCACAGACAUAGCUCCUGGCUACCAAGAUUGCAGCCUCCAGUGGACAUGGCAGGGGGAAUUGGCCCCAGACAGCAUCCCUUUGGCCCAACACCACUGCUCUGCAUAGGCAAGCACCAACUGCACCUCUCCAGAUUUUCCAUUGCCAUAACGAUAGCCCUUGGCCCUGGAAGUCCAUUCAUUAAUUAAAAAGAUGCUUUUCUCUCUGAAAAUCAACUCUUUUCAUUCGUCUCUGAAUAUUUCCCACCUGCUCAAUUUCCCACCAGGUUUGAGCCUCAGUCCUGGAUGACUCUCAGCCUCAGAGAGGUAUGGUUGAUAACCAUGCUGGUGGCCACCGAGAUAUCUUUCUUGCCCAAAGCAGCACCAGGUCCCUUUGCCAACAUCACCCAAGUGUUAAGGAGCAUAAUAAAUCCAAUGGCUUUUCCCAUUCAGGUCUUCCCACUCUGCCCACCAAAGGCUCCAUUUCCUGAAUGCAUCCAAUCCAGCAGAUGGCACCAAAUGGUGCAGUUGUUGCCAUUCUGCCCUUUGGACAUUUCCUCCUUGGCCAUGGAACGUCCUGAGCUGCUGUGAUGGCACCUAGGCUCGGAUUUGCAUUUCAGAGCUACCUUGCACCAUUCCACCCCAUAAAAUCCAGCAGAGCUCAGACCCAACCCCCUCCCCCCAUCCACACCAAGACACCACGAGGCUUUCCUGUUAUUGUUAUCUGCAAUGCUUUUUUUA